Molecule: messenger RNA, 2213 nt
Organism: Cimex lectularius (bed bug)
Lineage: Eukaryota; Metazoa; Arthropoda; Insecta; Hemiptera; Cimicidae
Gene: HPS1
Product: Hermansky-Pudlak syndrome 1 protein homolog
Exons: 13
Coding region: 185-2083 (632 amino acids)
Biological process (GO): vesicle-mediated transport
Cellular component (GO): BLOC-3 complex
Molecular function (GO): guanyl-nucleotide exchange factor activity
Source: RefSeq, a predicted model, not a curated record
AACAAAAUUCCUUGUAGGCUCAAGAAGAAAAGUAAACAAAAUAACAAACCUACAAUACAAAAUUUCUUCAAUUUAUUAUUUUUAUUUAUUGAUUUUUUUAUAAGUACUUUUUACAAUAAUAUAUUCGUCAUUAUCAAUCCCACAGCCUUUUUCGCAGGAAGAAAAUUGUGAUUAUUCAGCCAGGAUGAGGUGCAUACUAGUGUUCGACCAGGUCAACGAUAUCGUUUUUUCAAAAAGCGAUGAGAAAUUCGUCGCCCAUGUGGAAAAGUUGGCGAAAUACCAGGCAAUAGACCGCCAGCGGUACAUGAAAGAAGAUGGAGAACUUGACUUGAACUAUAUCAUGCAGCUCUUCGCACCCAUCGUCACAUCACAGAGGUUCAUGAGCUCCCAGUUUGGCAAUUCAUACAUGUCAAUCCAAUGCGAAGAUGGACUCAACAUGGUUUUUGAUGAGUACAUGGGAUAUUUGUUUGUCCACUUUGGGUUUGAGGAGGUACAGUGGCUGAAGCGAAUGCUCGGAAUAUGCAUUUCUAUAAUUCAACAUCUCUGCGGACCUGACGUCUCUAUGCUGAAGGAAAACCAAAGCAGAAGCAUCCUUGUCAUCCGGCUGCUCAACACUUGGGAGAAUUUGGCUAGCCAUAGCCAAGCCACACUGCUUGAGGCCCUCGAACAAAUAACACUUGAUGGUAACAUAAAUGCGCAUACUGUCAACGUGAUAAAAGAAGCAACAGAUAAGAUUAAGUCUUCCCUGGACCAGCCCAAGUCACAUGCUUUGAUUUUCAUAGAAAAUAAAUUUUUCACCCUUUAUUCUAGUCGAAGUGCAAAGGAUCUCAGUGCUCGUGAUAUGCUGUUUCUCAGCCUGUUGGCAAAGUGGCAUCAAACUGAAAUGGCUAAUCGCAAGGCACAUUCAAACGAAGAAGAAUGUGAUAUUACAGAAUGUGGUGUUAAUAACCCACAAAGCCAGAAACUUCCAGAAAUUAACAAUGGUAAAUAUGAUGAUAUCCUGCUUCUAAGUGGAAACAACUUCCCGGCAAUAAGCCCUUACAUUGUUAAUGUUUCUCUUAUAACAGAGGAGGUCUCACUAAUUCUACUCUAUGAGUCUCAAUAUUGCCAAUUAAGCCAACACAUAUAUGAGGUGUUUGAAGCCAUAAAUGUCAUCAACUCAGUAUCGACCUGCUCAACCGAGCUAGCAAGCAUGAAGAGGGGCAUGGAGCAACUAGAUCCCGCAGUGAAAAAAGUUUUUGACAGCAUAAAAAAACUCAAGCAGACUGACGUUUCGCCUAAUCUCGAGGGUUGUGUAAAAGUCAUGCAUGUGAAGUUGGAUCUCUUAAAGCGACAAUGGACUGAAAAUAGCGCGACAGGCAACCUGGCGAGUAUUAGCUCCUGUACUCACAGCUUUGUCUACUGCCUGCGUGACCUUCUCCGAUUCACUGUUUACAAUAAGUACAUCAUCUGGCCAAAGUGUCAAGUCACUCAUUUAAUUGCUCACCGUGUCACCACAUCGCUUACAGACUUCAAAACUUUUCUGAAAGUCAAAGGGCUAGAGAACUUCACUAUGGCAUCGACAACGACACUGAGUAUCAACAAAUACAUUGAGGACUUCCCGGGGCUUGUCCACUUCCUCUUCAUCGAUAGGAUUAACCAUCGGAUCAUCACUCCCAACUUGGAAUUACGUUUACACGGAAUCGUCCCACUCACCAAACAAAAGAUUUGGUCGAUGAUUGAAUUCAGCAGAAUACACUUACAAGAAGGACAUCUGGCUCUUAUGUGGAGAGAUACAACUUUCAACUAUUCGUAUUACCUUUGGUUUGAGGAUGCCUCGGGUUCGCAACUGAAGCCGAAAGUCAGUACAGCGCAAGCUGUCAAAGGUUUGCCACUCCCUGGUGUAUUUAGUGGUGAUUUUUACAAGCGUCUCUUUGAGACCUGCUUUCCGAAGACGUCGCUCAGCAAAAUCCGUUGUUACGAACUCUACUGCAUUCAUUUAGGCCUUGCGACGUCCUCUUGCAUACUUGAGCAGUCGCGCCGACUUGCCGCGACAGUCUGGGAGGUGACGGGGUUGCCGCAUAAUCCACUUGACCUCCUUUGAAGCCAAACGACCGUAUGCCAAAUUAACGUGUGAUUCUUAGUGUUUAUGUUGUGAAAUUUUUGAACCAUUCCAAUUUAUGUCUUUCAAGGAGUAUAAAAGAAGAAAAUAGUAUUAAAAGUUAAAUUAUUAU